Molecule: messenger RNA, 1941 nt
Organism: Saccharomyces mikatae IFO 1815
Lineage: Eukaryota; Fungi; Ascomycota; Saccharomycetes; Saccharomycetales; Saccharomycetaceae
Gene: CAF4
Product: Caf4p
Exons: 1
Coding region: 1-1941 (646 amino acids)
Biological process (GO): negative regulation of transcription by RNA polymerase II; mitochondrial fission
Cellular component (GO): nucleus; transcription repressor complex; mitochondrion
Molecular function (GO): protein binding
Source: RefSeq, a predicted model, not a curated record
AUGGAUUCAGAUAAUGCGAAGAGGGGGAGUUCUUUGGUGAACAAACCCAUUGACAUUAUAUUCAAUAGGCUACCACACGCUAUAUUAGGACAACAACGAUUCCGAAGAUACAUAACGGACCCGAUCUACCAAUAUCUUGGCAAACUAUUACUGUUUAGAAAAGCUACUUGGCCCAGCAGCCUGGAACAUCUCCAAAAAAACGAGAUAGGAGGUUUUUUUUUUCGAAACAGUUAUGCAGACUCUGCAACAACUUUCAGAAUACUCACCUAUUUGGAUAGGCAACGAUACCCACUACCCAUCGGUGCCGCUGAAAAGAAUUUGCCUUCUUUAUUCGAAGGAUUUGAAGCCACCAUUUCCAUUGUCCAACAGGGACUACUUUUGGAUGAUACAGAAAAAAAUAUAGGUAACAGUGAGAAGAAAUAUAUUCUGCCACGAGAUAUCAAUAAUGAUUUUGUGAAUAAAACAUAUUCUAGCAAUGACUUAACACGGCUACUCCAGGAUGUGAAAAUUAAUAUGGAAAAUCUCUCCAUUAGGAAAAAAUUAGAAAUGGACGAGUUAGUCAGAUUAGAUUCCAUGAUCAAUGAGCUGAGAUCCAGAAAAUUAAGGAUCCUUGAAAAGGUUAAAUAUAUCGAUAGUAAGUUCACCAAUUUUGAGAGUGAUAUAACAUUAAUAAAAGACAGAAUAAAUUUCAUCAAGGAAUAUAGUUUGGAAGCUGAUUACGAAGAGAAUGUACAAAGGAAAUCGGAAGAAGAAUCAUUAUCGAAAACCUCACUCUCUGCACCAAAUGAAGGACUCCUAUCGUCGCUACACGAUGAUGAUGAAAAUGACGAUAAAAGAUUGAAAAGUUUCAACAAGAGGCCCCAUAAGGAAAACCAACUCAAAAACAAGAGAGUGAAUAUCACCACAGACACCCAUAGCCGAAAUUCUGUGGCUUUCAGGAUGACAAUACCCCAUGGUGAACAUGGAAAUAGCAUAACCGCAUUAGAUUUUGAUAUUCCCUGGGGGACCCUGUGCUCAUCAAGUUACCAGGAUCGUAUAGUAAAAGUCUGGGAUUUAAAGAGUGGGGGGCAAGUUGGAGAGCUGCCUGGCCAUUUAGCGACAGUUAACUGUAUGCAGUUGGAUGCGGCAAACCACAAUAUGUUGAUUACGGGAAGUAAAGAUGCCACUUUGAAACUGUGGGACUUGAACCUAAGUAAAGAGCUUUAUUUGGAUCAUACUCCCUUGAAACAAAACAUGGAACAGAAUCCCACGCCAUGUAUUCAUAACUUUGAAAUACACGAUGACGAAAUUACAGCUCUUUCUUUUGAUUCAGAAGCUUUAAUCAGCGGAUCCAAGGACAAAAAAAUUCUCCACUGGGACAUGGCCACAGGCAAAUGUAUUCAACAACUAGAUUUAAUUUUUGCACCUACACAUAACGACAGUAGAAUAUCUGCACCUUCUUCAAACUACAGUACACGUUUACUUGAUACAGAUGCACCGAUGAUAGGGGCACUCCAAUGUUACAAAUCUGCAUUAGCAACAGGGACAAAGGACGGCAUUGUGAGAUUAUGGGAUUUGAGAGUUGGAAAACCGGUAAGGUUACUACGAGGGCAUACCGAUGGAAUUACAAGUUUGAAGUUUGAUUCUGAGAAACUAGUCACAGGCUCUAUGGACAAUAGUGUAAGAAUUUGGGAUCUAAGGACAAGCUCAGUUGUCGAUGUCAUCGCGUAUGAUUUACCCGUAACCUCCUUAGAUUUCGACGACAAGCUAAUUGCUGUGGGUGCAAACGAGAGAGGAGUCAAUGUCUUCAACAUGGAACUCGAUGAACACUGGAUGACUCCUGAACCGCCACAAUCACUAAACGGGGACGAGCGGAGUAGAAGAAUUGCUAUUGUUAAAUAUAAAGACGGAUUCCUCACCAACGGGCACAAUAACGGAGACAUCAACGUAUGGACAAUUUAA